This is a messenger RNA of Poecilia latipinna (sailfin molly), 2969 nucleotides long. Its product is annotated as acyl-CoA-binding domain-containing protein 5A-like. The record is from RefSeq and is a predicted model, not a curated record. Gene Ontology annotation, cellular component: cytoplasm; peroxisome. Gene Ontology annotation, biological process: fatty acid metabolic process; pexophagy. NCBI's taxonomy places the organism in Eukaryota, Metazoa, Chordata, Actinopteri, Cyprinodontiformes, Poeciliidae. Gene Ontology annotation, molecular function: fatty-acyl-CoA binding. The transcript has 14 exons. Bases 502 to 2088 code for a protein of 528 amino acids.
UGUUAUGAAGCCUGAACGUUGCCAGUACACUCAGUAGGAUUCGUGUAGAAAAGAACUAAAAACGUCAAAAUUAAAAAUGGGGUCGACAUUGUCUCUUACAGGUACCUAUAAGACACUGAAGUGACAAACCACUUAUAGCCUUAAUAACGACACACCCUCUGAAAGACCCCCAGCAGCUUUUAGCUCGCCGAGCAAAGCCUCUUGCUUUAUAAACGAAGCCUAAGGGAGAAAACGCCGACGAGCAGCCCUGCCCGAGCCCACACCGAGCCGCGGCUGACAGAAACAGCUCACCGAGAGCCCAGACCACUCGGCGAGGCCAGCGCUUGGAGAACCGCUUUCAUUGCGACCAGCAUUUCCUGUCGCUGUGGUUUCACUCUCCUCAGCUACAACACCGCAGGCACGACGGAGAAAGGGGGGCAGGGGGACUGCACCCUUCAUCGGACACUCUCUGAUCCACCUUGAUUUUUUUUAAAUUCUCGUCCAAGAUCUGAGGCUCCUUUCAUGUCAUCCCCGCGUGGACUCGGCAUGGCGCAGCAGGAGAAGAAGAAGGACGAGGAGGACGAGUACAGCCUGGAGGCGAAAUUUACCGCUGCGGUUAAAGUGAUCCGGAGUUUGCCUGAUGAAGGUCCUUUCCAGCCUUCUGAUGACAUGAUGCUGAUGUUUUAUAGCUACUAUAAGCAGGCCACCAUGGGGCCCUGUCACUUCCCCAGACCGACUGGCUUCUGGGACACUGGAGGCAAAGCUAAAUGGGACGCAUGGAGCUCUCUGGGAAACAUGACAAAAGAGGAAGCCAUGAAGAGUUACAUAGAGCACAUCCAGCUGAUUUUGGAGACCAUCCCAAUCUCAGAGGAAGUUACAGAGCUGGUGCAGACGCUUGGCAACUUCUACACCGAGGUGGACGGAGAGGGAGAGGAGGAAGGAAACCAGUCAGUCAGGAGGCCCUUCACCAGGCCUUUUGCGGAUCACACAGAGGAGCUGAUUAAAUCGAUUAAGAAGCCAACGAUGGAAGGCUAUGGGGAUCUGUGGGAGGACAUUCAAAACGUCCAGGAGAGAGACGGAGACCUCAGUGCCCCGAGACGAAGUGUGAGCAGCGAGGAGGCAGAGGGAGGCAAAGUGAUAACGGAGGAAAGCGGGGAGAACUGGAAUGACGACUUCUGCGCCGACAACGUGGAGACCAGAGAUUGGGACCAGGACCCACGCUUUUUAACCGUGGAGGAUAAAAGGUGGCGCUCUGACACUAAGGGGUCGAACAGCAGCCUGGAGCCCAGCGUGUCGUCCUUCACCAACGGCACGCACAGCUCCCUGAACAGCGAGGUGGAGGAGGAGGAGCUGGCCUGUUCCAUGGAGCCCACUGGGCUCCACAACCCAUACCUGCACUUUAAUGGAUACUUCAACGACGACCACGGUGCGAAUCCUGAGCGGAACCGUCGACCCACAGACUCUGACAACGAGGAGUUCUGUGACUCAAUGGAGCAUCUGGCCAUGGAGGAGCGGCUGCCUCCGUCUAAAGGCCGGUCCCCCGGGUCGGGAGCUACAUCGGCGAAGACGAGCGACGUUUGGUUUGAGAGCAGCACGACCUUGAAAGAUGCCGAAGACGAAGGACCGGCGGGAGAUUUCCACAUGAAAGAAAAAGCGGCUCUGAGAAAGCACAGCAGCUCCUUGUCGAAACGAGAACGAGGGCGAGGUUCGCCCAGAGCCACCUGCUUCCCUCUGCGUUGUGCAAGCGCAGACGCUGCCUGUGGUUGUGUGUUGCGGAGCACACAUCCUGCCGUUGCUACGAGGGGAAACAUGAACGAGCAAAUAGCAGCUACUCUGCAGAGGCUGCAGCACAACAUGGCCGACGUGCUGCACAGGCUGCAUGCUCUAGAAGAGCUCACCAGGUCACAGUCAAGACCUCCAUCUCCAAGACAGGAAGGCUUCCUACCUGUCCCACGAAAGCUCCUGAGGCCGUCUUGGUGGCCUUUCCACCUCUCUCCACUCACUGUGGUGUUGACGGCACUCUGGCCUCUUGUCACCCACUGGCUUGUCCAACUUUAUUUCCAGCGUAAAAGAAGUUUCCACUCUUCUGUUCACAGGAAAAUACCGUGAGGGUUCUGACACCCGGCAGGAACCAAAAACGCACUUUUGUUUCCCUGUGGCUUCGCUCCAGCUGACAUUCCAAACGUGCAGUUAUGAAACUUAAAUCUGAAAACUGCAGGAAAUUGGUGGUUUCUCCUAAGCAAGGGGAGCCCUGUUAGGUGUGUGAGAAGGUUUAAUUAUAGCCUGUAGCCACAAAAUGACUGAAAUGAAAUGAUAGUUUAUGAUUAUACAGUGACUGUAGUUCACCAGUGUUGGGAGUUUUCUAGAUUCUCGUUAUUAUUUAUUUGGUGGAUCACGUUUGUGCAGUUUAGUUAAUUUUAAUGUAUCGGGAAGAUAUAUUUAUAAAUAAUAAAUCGGUGUUUAACGUGCGUGUUUGUUUAUUUUUUUACAUUUAAAUAGGCCGAGGGUAUUUCUCUUAAUAUCUGAUAUACAUUUCAUGUAGCAAGCAGAGAUUUUAAUAUGUAGCUUGUCGCUGCAGUGCACUAAUAACGAUUCCUCCUUUUACAAAAGCUGAGUCAAAAGCUGACUGCUGAGUCGGCUUUUGUUUUUGUAAUUUAGAAAACAAAAAACCUGUGUGAGGUGGGGGAAAAGAAAAGAAGAAAAAUAUAUGCUUUUAAAAAAUGAAAAAUAAUAAAAGCAACACAGAAACUUCUAUUGCACAUACUGCGAGGUUUGCAGUAUGUGGUUUCAGGUGUGUGUUUAUGUCAUAAUUCCUCCUACAUCUGCAACAUAUACUACAGACAAUCUAUAUUAGCCUUAGCUAAUCAUUCAUCUAGUCAGUUUUACAGUAUAAAUUAAGAUGAUGUAAAUUUUACACAAUCUUACAGCAAGACUAGUUGUAAUAUGUGACUGAAACUUGAAAUGUAUAAUAAAACAUUUUUUGUAACAAA